GUGAGCCUAACGAAGAUCUACGUCCAAAACUUCCUAGACAAAUGCAAUCCAUUAACAUCACCUAUCAAGUGUAUUCUCCUUAUUAACCGCGAAAUGUUAGCACAAAACCGAAACAACUACACCCAAAACACAGAGCUUCGGGGACUUUUGACCGAGUCUGGGAGUCCACUGUCUAUCCCAGUGUGUUCACAAAACCUCACCGACUGCUACAACGUUGAGCCGAAGCCUUUUGCACGUGGUAAAUUCUCAACAGUCCGGCUUUGUAGCUGCAAGACCAGUGGACAGGCCCAUGCCGCAAAGUACAUCAAAAAGAGACGCCGCUCAGCGAGCGUGCGGCACGAGAUAAUGCACGAAAUAUUGAUCUUAUUAACGUGUAAACCAUGCCGACGAAUCAUUCACUUGAGCGAAGUAUUCGAAAGUCCAUCAGAAAUGGUCUUAGUUCUCGAACUAGCUGAAGGAGGAGAACUCCAGCGACUUCUGGAUGACGAUGUAGUGUUUCUGGAAUCCCAAGUACUUUACAUUAUUAGUCAAGUUUUGGAUGCGCUUUCAUUUCUUCACAAGUUAGGCAUUGUCCACCUAGACAUCAAGCCCCAGAACAUUCUAUUAACUGGUUCUUUCCCACAAUGUGACAUCAAACUAUGCGACUUUGGCAUAUCCCGAUUAGUGUCGGCAGACAUCGAAAUCCGAGAUAUCGUAGGAACACCAGAUUAUGCAG
Messenger RNA from Limulus polyphemus (Atlantic horseshoe crab), 715 nucleotides. RefSeq names its product serine/threonine-protein kinase 17B-like. Gene Ontology annotation, biological process: positive regulation of apoptotic process; intracellular signal transduction; protein phosphorylation. The annotation marks the transcript as partial. Gene Ontology annotation, cellular component: nucleus. The transcript is spliced from 5 exons. The record is from RefSeq and is a predicted model, not a curated record. Gene Ontology annotation, molecular function: ATP binding; protein serine/threonine kinase activity. Lineage: Eukaryota; Metazoa; Arthropoda; Merostomata; Xiphosura; Limulidae.